AUGACGGCGGAGAAAGCGCUGCCUCUGGGCAAUGGGAAGGCUGCCGAGGAGGCGCGGGAGUCUGAGGCGCUGGGAAGCGGCGGCGGGGGCGCGGCGUCCGCGCGAGAUCCGCGCGACAAGCGCGACAAGGCAGUCCACGAGCGUGGCCACUGGAACAACAAGGUGGAGUUCGUGCUGAGCGUGGCUGGGGAGAUCAUAGGGCUGGGCAACGUGUGGCGCUUCCCUUACCUGUGCUACAAGAACGGAGGAGGGGCGUUCCUGAUUCCCUACGUGGUGUUUUUUAUUUGCUGUGGAAUUCCUGUUUUUUUCUUGGAAACAGCUCUGGGACAGUUCACUAGUGAAGGUGGCAUUACAUGUUGGAGGAAAAUUUGCCCUUUAUUUGAAGGCAUUGGCUACGCAACACAGGUGAUUGAGGCCCAUCUAAAUGUGUACUACAUCAUCAUCCUGGCAUGGGCCAUUUUCUACCUGAGCAACUGCUUCACUACAGAGCUCCCCUGGGCCACCUGUGGGCAUGAAUGGAACACAGAGAAUUGUGUGGAGUUCCAGAAACUGAACAUGAGCAACCACAGUCAUGUGUCCCUGCAGAAUGCCACCUCUCCCGUCAUGGAGUUUUGGGAGCGCCGGGUCUUGGCCAUCUCAGAUGGGAUCGAGCACAUUGGGAACCUCCGCUGGGAGCUGGCCUUGUGUCUCCUGGCAGCCUGGACCAUCUGUUACUUCUGCAUCUGGAAGGGGACCAAGUCCACAGGGAAGGUUGUGUACGUCACUGCAACAUUUCCAUAUGUCAUGCUUCUGAUCCUCCUGAUCCGAGGGGUCACGUUGCCCGGGGCCUCCGAAGGCAUCAAGUUCUACCUGUACCCCGACCUCUCCCGGCUCUCUGACCCACAGGUCUGGGUAGAUGCUGGGACGCAGAUCUUUUUCUCCUAUGCCAUCUGCCUGGGUUGUCUGACUGCUCUGGGAAGUUAUAACAAUUAUAACAACAACUGCUACAGGGACUGCAUCAUGCUUUGUUGCCUCAACAGUGGCACCAGCUUUGUGGCUGGCUUUGCCAUCUUCUCAGUCCUGGGCUUCAUGGCAUACGAGCAGGGGGUGCCCAUUGCCGAGGUGGCAGAGUCAGGCCCUGGCCUGGCCUUUAUCGCUUACCCCAAGGCUGUCACCAUGAUGCCUCUCUCCCCACUGUGGGCCACUUUGUUCUUCAUGAUGCUCAUCUUCCUGGGCCUGGACAGCCAGUUUGUGUGUGUGGAAAGCCUCGUGACCGCUGUGGUAGACAUGUACCCCAAGGUCUUCCGGAGGGGUUACCGGCGGGAGCUGCUCAUCCUGGCCCUGUCCAUCGUCUCCUAUUUUCUGGGCCUUGUGAUGCUCACAGAGGGCGGCAUGUACAUCUUCCAGCUCUUCGACUCCUACGCCGCCAGCGGGAUGUGCCUUCUCUUUGUGGCCAUCUUCGAGUGUGUCUGCAUCGGCUGGGUGUAUGGAAGCAAUCGCUUCUACGAUAACAUCGAAGACAUGAUUGGCUACCGGCCAUUGUCGCUCAUUAAAUGGUGCUGGAAGGUUGUGACCCCCGGGAUCUGCGCGGGCAUCUUUAUCUUCUUCCUGGUCAAGUACAAGCCUCUUAAGUACAACAACAUCUACACCUACCCCACCUGGGGCUACAGCAUCGGCUGGCUCAUGGCCCUGUCCUCCAUGCUCUGCAUCCCACUCUGGAUCUUCAUCAAGCUAUGGAAGACAGAGGGGACGCUGCCUGAGAAAUUCCGGAAGUUGACCAUCCCCAGUGCUGAUCUGAAAAUGCGGGGCAAGCUUGGGGCAGGCCCACGGACGGUGACGGUUAAUGACUGUGACGCCAAAUUCAAGGGCGAUGGGACCAUUGCAGCCAUCACAGAGAAGGAGACACACUUCUGAGCCACACCUGCCACCUCGGAUGCCUCUCCUUUCUUCCCUCCCCCGACCCCGUGUGUAUAAAUGAAUACCUGAGACACGUACUUCACCUAAUGAUAGAGGCUUGCUUGUUUUGCACAGGAUUUAUUAACAAGUUAAUUUUAAGGUGGCCGUGUACACUCUGGUUUAAAGUCCCAUUCCCCUCCUUGCCCCCAGUUAUCAUGUAAGUAACAUUAUGAAGAGAUAAUACUGUACAGGGACUAGCAGAGUCUUCCGUGCUAGGACGGUUUUAACCAAUGUUUUCUAGGGGUUAGGGAGAAGUUGUAUCAUAUGGUCAAACUUUUAUACUUGGGCUGUGGGGCAGGUGGGGUGGGAGUGAUGCCUGAUCUCUGUCAGCCUUUUAGCUGACCUGUCCAUGUCCCAUGUUCCUCCCUGACCAUUAUAGCUGCCCCUCUUCAUGCCCCCAGGGACAGCUUUGCCUUCAAAUCCUGCCUUUGCCAUCCCCAACCUCUUAGCAGUGGGUUUGCAGACAGCAAGGCUGUGUCAGAGAAGAGAAAGUGAUCUUUCUGCCCUGAUCCCAC
Molecule: messenger RNA, 2450 nt
Organism: Enhydra lutris kenyoni (northern sea otter)
Lineage: Eukaryota; Metazoa; Chordata; Mammalia; Carnivora; Mustelidae
Product: sodium- and chloride-dependent GABA transporter 3
Exons: 14
Coding region: 1-1893 (630 amino acids)
Biological process (GO): neurotransmitter transport; sodium ion transmembrane transport
Cellular component (GO): plasma membrane
Molecular function (GO): gamma-aminobutyric acid:sodium:chloride symporter activity
Source: RefSeq, a predicted model, not a curated record